AUGGACCAAUUAAUGAUCAAUGAGAAGAUCUGGAAUGAUGAGUUCUGGCAGAACCCCUGGGAGAAGUGGGGCCUGGUAGUGAUCGGCUUAUUCAUCACCAUAGUUGUGUCAUUCAUCUUGUUUGCUGUUGUGUUUGGUUUACUCCCUCCGCAGGAGAAGAUCCAGUGUGAAGAGGAAUGA
Molecule: messenger RNA, 180 nt
Organism: Cynocephalus volans (Philippine flying lemur)
Lineage: Eukaryota; Metazoa; Chordata; Mammalia; Dermoptera; Cynocephalidae
Gene: ERLN
Product: small integral membrane protein 6
Exons: 1
Coding region: 1-180 (59 amino acids)
Source: RefSeq, a predicted model, not a curated record